UUUUUCCCGGUUACAGCUACACCGCAACCGUCUCUCUCCGCCGUCUUCUCUCUUCUUCUCCGACUGUGUAGAAUCUGGGCGGCGAAUUUGGAGACGAGAGAGAGAGGAGGGAGAUUAGUUUGUAAUGGCGAUCGAUAAAGGUAAGAUACAAGAAGAAGAAGCUUCAGCUGUUACUCGUUUCUAUAACAUUAUUUUGGGUUGGGACUAUAAACAGCUUACAAAAGAGACUGAGAGGAAAAAUAGAAAGGAUUCUAAAGAGAAGUUGAAUGUUGUAAAGAAUACUUAUAAAGAUGUUGAUGAUUAUUUUGAGACUUUUGAACCACUUCUCUUUGAGGAAGUUAAAGCUCAAAUUUUGCAGAAUCAAGACGGUGAAGAAGCAUCGGUGUGUAAAAUGAGAUUGGUAAUGGAAUGCAGCGAGGGUGAAGGGUUUCACUUUUUGCUUGUCACGUACGAACAUGAAGAGGAUGAAUAUCUUGCUCAAAAUGAUCUUUUAUUGUUGUCAAAAGAAGAGGUUAAAGGGAAUUCAUUUCCUUCAUCUUAUGGGUUUGCUGUAGUGGAACAUCGUCAAAGUAAUCUUCUUCGUCUUCGGAUGUAUUUGGCUGAAGACAUAGUGAAGAUAACCAGAAAUAGUAAAUCCACUAGAACAAAGUCAUUUAUCCAAGCUCUCUCAAAUAUGCGUUCUCUUAUUACAUCAUCUGCCAGCCCUAUCGACAAAAGGGUAUUCAGUUUAAAGUUAUGUGGUUUAUCAACCAUUAUUCGGGAAUAUAUAGCACUACGAUCGGUCAGUUCGCUCCCUUUCAAGGAUUUAAUCUUUACUGCAGCAGAAAAAUCUUGUGGUUUUGGAGAUGAAGCAUGGAAAAUAUCUGGACCUCUGCAUAAUUUUUUUAACGAAAAUCUUAACAAAUCACAAAAGGAGGCAAUUGAUGUUGGUCUAUCAAGGAAAUCCUUCGUGUUAAUACAGGGUCCUCCAGGUACGGGGAAAACACAGACAAUUCUUAGCAUUCUUGGAGCUAUUAUGCAUGCCACUCCAGCAAGAGUCCAGUCUAAGGGUACGAUGCAAGAAGUGAAGCGUGGAAUUCAGAUGACCAUCGAGGAGAAAUACAAUCAAUGGGGACGAGCUUCUCCUUGGAUUUUGGGUGUCAACCCUCGAGAUGCUAUUAUGCCUGAAGAUGGUGAUGAUGGCUUUUUUCCAACCUCAGGAAAUGAAUUGAAACCAGAGGUGGUUAAUGCCAGUCGGAAGUACAGAUUACGUGUACUUGUCUGUGCUCCAUCAAACUCGGCACUUGAUGAAAUUGUAUUGCGGCUUCUGACUACAGGUCUUCGUGAUGAAAACGCCCAGACAUACUCACCCAAAAUAGUUCGAAUUGGUCUCAAGGCACAUCACUCCGUUGCGUCAGUAUCGCUGGAUCACCUUGUGUCACAAAAGCGUGGCUCUUCCAUUGAUAAACCAAAACAAGGAACCACAGGAACUGAUAUAGAUAGUAUGCGCACUGCAAUUUUGGAAGAGGCUGCAAUUGUGUUCGCUACCCUUAGCUUCAGUGGCUCUGCACUUCUUGCUAAAUCUAACCGUGGCUUUGAUGUCGUUAUUAUCGAUGAAGCUGCACAAGCUGUUGAGCCCGCAACUCUUAUCCCUUUGGCCACUAGGUGCAAACAAGUGUUUCUGGUAGGGGAUCCAAAACAACUCCCAGCUACUGUAAUCUCAACUGUUGCUCAAGAUUCUGGAUAUGGCACAAGCAUGUUCGAGAGACUUCAAAAGGCUGGCUAUCCAGUGAAAAUGUUGAAGACCCAAUACCGGAUGCAUCCAGAGAUAAGAAGCUUUCCUUCAAAGCAAUUCUAUGAAGAGGCACUGGAAGAUGGAGCUGACAUUGAAGCUCAGACAACCCGGGACUGGCAUAAAUACCGUUGCUUUGGUCCAUUUUGCUUUUUCGAUAUACAUGAAGGGAAAGAGUCUCAACAUCCAGGAGCAACUGGUUCUCGGGUAAAUCUAGACGAGGUGGAAUUUGUUCUUCUCAUCUACCACAGACUUGUAACCAUGUACCCGGAGCUGAAGUCAAGUUCUCAGCUAGCUAUUAUAUCGCCGUAUAACUACCAAGUCAAAACUUUCAAAGAUCGGUUUAAGGAGAUGUUUGGUGCCGAGGCAGAAAAGGUGGUUGAUAUUAACACUGUUGAUGGGUUCCAGGGAAGGGAGAAGGAUGUUGCAAUAUUCUCAUGCGUCAGAGCUAAUGAUAAAGGACAGAUUGGGUUUCUCUCUAAUUCACGGCGGAUGAAUGUGGGGAUUACACGAGCUAAGUCUUCAGUAUUGGUCGUUGGUUCAGCUGCAACAUUGAAGAGCGAUCCGCUAUGGAAAAACCUUAUCGAAAGUGCUGAGAAAAGAAACCGAUUAUUCAAGGUAUCAAAGCCACUGAACUCUUUCUUUAGUGAGGGGAAUCUGGAGAAAAUGAAAGUGACAGCAGACAUGGAGAUUCCUGACGCACUGUUGGAUGAAGACGAAGCUCUUCCGGUGGCACCCUAUGGUGGAGAUGAUGACUUUGGAGAUGCUGAUCAAGACGAUGCACCCAUGGCCGAAGAAGACUAAACACCAAAAACCUCUGUUAUUAGUUAUAGCCUCUAAGCUAGAGGACACUUCUAUGAACAUCUAACAAUAGAUUUGUUUUAAUUAUUUGUAUGAUUCUUUUUGGUUUACAUAAUAAGAAUAUCUUUUACUUGUGCUACAA
Molecule: messenger RNA, 2714 nt
Organism: Capsella rubella
Lineage: Eukaryota; Viridiplantae; Streptophyta; Magnoliopsida; Brassicales; Brassicaceae
Product: probable helicase MAGATAMA 3
Exons: 21
Coding region: 125-2575 (816 amino acids)
Molecular function (GO): helicase activity
Source: RefSeq, a predicted model, not a curated record